Molecule: messenger RNA, 2511 nt
Organism: Talaromyces stipitatus ATCC 10500
Lineage: Eukaryota; Fungi; Ascomycota; Eurotiomycetes; Eurotiales; Trichocomaceae
Product: alpha-1,2-mannosidase family protein
Exons: 4
Coding region: 1-2511 (836 amino acids)
Biological process (GO): protein quality control for misfolded or incompletely synthesized proteins; carbohydrate metabolic process; protein deglycosylation
Cellular component (GO): cytosol; nucleus
Molecular function (GO): carbohydrate binding; peptide-N4-(N-acetyl-beta-glucosaminyl)asparagine amidase activity
Source: RefSeq, a predicted model, not a curated record
AUGGAGGAUAUAAAUGCCAGAAAGACUCCAGUUGUUCAAGCCCUUGAACAUCAGAAUACUGAAAAGGGCAGUAUAACGGAUAUAGAGAAGCAGCCACAAUAUAAAAAUCAGGCAAAAGUGCGAUCACGACACACAAUCCAUGAAUCGGGAAUCAUGUUACUCUGGAUUGGAGUCAUAAUAUCAGUCCUGAUAUACUGCAGCAAAGCAGCCAGCACUCGCCCUGUGAACAACAGCAAUGACAACGACACCACUAGACGAGCCACCAACAACCCAAAUGACUACACCCAACACGUAAACAUCUGGCUCGGCACUCAAGGCGGCGGAAACGACAAUCCCGCCGUCUCCCGCCCCUUUAGCAUGAUCAAACUCGGUCCUGAUCUUUUCGUCUCUGGAACAGAUGCGUACUCAGGUUACUUGCCGAACGGCGCGUUCUCGGGUUUUAGUCUGAUGCAUGAACAGGGUACGGGUGGUGCGCCCAAAUACGGGACUGUGGCUCAGUUACCGCUUGUCGGUGAUGUGUUGCAGCCAUUAUCUAACCUGACGGUGGGAAGAAAGGGGGCGGAUGAAGGUUCUGUCGGGUAUUAUAGGGCUACGACGAGUCAGGAUGUUGUUGUGGAGUUGGCGGCUGCGAGUAGAGCGGGGAUGUAUCAGUAUACAUUCCCUAGUGAUGGGGAUGAUGAGAAGAACAAUGUUUUGGUGGAUGUAUCGCAUAUUUUGCCUUCGUAUAGAGGCAUGGGGUUGAGUCAGGGGUAUGCCGAGGGAGAGAUUAGGGUUGCUGAAGAUGGGCAUUAUGAGGGAUACGGUGUGUAUAAUAAUGGUUGGAACAGGUCCCCGGAUUGGACCAUUUACUUCUGUGGAUACUUUGACACUGCCCCCGUCAGCAACAAGACAUACACCGCAACCGAUUCGACCGGAAGCAUCGAACAACCCAGUGGACAUGCCCAGUCCAACUCCAGCGCUGUCAGAAUAGGUAGCCUGUUCACCUUCAACUCAACACAAGUCACAUCCCGUGUCGGUAUAUCCUGGCUUUCCACCUCCCAGGCAUGCACAAACCUCCAAAACGAGAUCCCUUCCGGCACAGAAUUCACCAAAGUAGUCAACGACACAAAAUCAAUCUGGAAUGAACAAGUACUAUCCAAAAUCACAACGUCAGCCACAAACUCGACUACACUGGAAUUACUCUAUACAUCGCUUUACUACAUGCAUCUGAUUCCUACGAAUCAAACAGGCGAGAAUCCAGGAUGGACGUCUGAUGAGCCUUAUUAUCAGGAUAUAUUCACAUUUUGGGACCUCUUCCGCUGUGGCACAUCCCUAAUGCAAAUCCUCCAACCAAUCGCCUACGAAGAACAAAUCCGUUCUCUAAUCGACAUCUACCGUCACGAAGGUUACAUGCCCGACGCCCGUUCCUCCAACUACAACGGUCGAACACAAGGUGGCUCAAACGCGGAUAACGUGCUCGCCGACGCAUACGUAAAAGGUGUUCGAGGCAAAAUCAACUGGAUAGACGGCUACGCUGCAAUGGUUAAAAAUGCCGAAAUGCCUCCUCCAAAUACAAUCCCACCCGAUCCACAGGCACCGGAUUCAUCAACCAAGGAGGGUAGAGGCGCAUUACCGGAUUGGAAGGCAUACGGCUUCAUCACUCCCAAAUAUACCCGUGCGGUCUCACGGGCGGUUGAAUACGCAUACAACGAUUUUGGUCUUUAUCAAGUUGCGUUGGGAUUACAACUUACCGCCGACGCAGAGAAAUAUCUGGAUCGAUCGCGGAAUUGGCGUAAUCAUUGGAAUCCAAAUGCUACCUCUUUGGGGUAUUCGGGGUUUGUGGUUCCGAGAGAUUUGACGCAGGGGUUUCAAGAUAUUGAUAUCCUGGCAUCCGGGUAUUGGGGUGAUGCAUGCUACGAAGCUAGUCCGUGGGCAUAUUCGUUUACCGAUGUACACGACGCAGCGCAUAUGAUUAAAUUAAUGGGGGGUGAGAAAUCAUUCGAAGCAAGACUCAACACUACAUUCCAACAAGGCGCGGAUGGGACAUAUAUUUUUGAUCCUACCAAUGAACCAAUGUUCACAAUCCCCUAUUUAUACAACUACAUAAACCGUCCGGACCUCUCAGUUUUGCAUUCGCGUCACAUCGCAAAAACGUACUACAAUACAGGCGUAAAAGGUCUUCCAGGGAAUAGUGAUGCGGGCGCAAUGCAGACCUGGUUGCUUUGGAAUAUGAUUGGCUUGUAUCCUAUAACGGGUCAGACGACGUUUUUGAUUCAUUCACCUUGGUUUGAGUCGAUGAGUAUUGAUCUUGGGGAAGGAAAGAGGUUGAAUGUUACGUCGACCGGGGGUGAUAAUAAUGGUGAUACGGACUACAUUGUGAAGAGCGUUAGGGUUAAUGGGCGUGAGUGGGAGAGGGGGUGGUUGAGUUGGGAUGAUGUCUUUGUAGAUGGGGGAUUGGUUGAGUUUGAGCUGGGUAAGGAGCCUGUACAGUGGGCAAGGGGGGAUGUGCCUCCUAGUCCGGCUUCAUCAUAG